This is a messenger RNA of Gossypium raimondii (Peruvian cotton), 2161 nucleotides long. Its product is annotated as disease resistance protein RUN1-like. Gene Ontology annotation, biological process: signal transduction; defense response. NCBI's taxonomy places the organism in Eukaryota, Viridiplantae, Streptophyta, Magnoliopsida, Malvales, Malvaceae. Bases 227 to 1870 code for a protein of 547 amino acids. The transcript has 3 exons. The record is from RefSeq and is a predicted model, not a curated record. Gene Ontology annotation, molecular function: ADP binding.
GAAAAUAUUUGGCAUAUUGAUAAUGGAGAUUCUAGAUUCCACAAGCGGAGGCGGUAUUAAAAUUGUUAUCAGUAAAAACUCAUCCGCUAUGCUUCACCUUUUCAAUCUCAUUCCCAUUUAAUUGACUCACUUUUUCUUCUUACCAUUACAAAAAUAGAAGCAAAAGCAAAGCUCCCUCAAUUUAUUUUGUUCUCUUUUUCCUCAAUCUCACAAUCCAUACACUUACAUGGCGUCUUCUUCAUCUUCUUCUCGUCAAGUGAAACAUCAAGUUUUCUUGAGCUUCAGAGGUGAAGACACGCGCGUUAACUUCACCGCUCAUCUACUCCAAGCUUUGAAAGACAAGGGAUGGACUGUCUUCUUCGAUGACGAUACACUAAAGAAAGGGGAGAAAAUUUCAUCAGCACUUUCGAAUGCAAUUGCGGCCUCAAUUCUCUCCAUCAUCAUUUUAUCUAAAGACUAUGCUUCUUCAAAUUCAUGCUUAGGUGAACUUUCUGACAUCAUGGAUCGCAAGCGCAAUCCUACUGACAAAUAUAUUGUUCUUCCCAUCUUUUACCAUGUUAAUCCUUCCCAUGUGCAAAAAAUUGGUGGGACUUUUAAGACAUCCUUCCAAAAGCAUGAAUCAAAGCAACCAGCUGAUAGAGUACAACGAUGGAAAUCUGCUUUUCAAGAGGUCGGUGCAUUAAAAGGGUGGCAUAUAGGAGGCAAAUCCGAUAGAUAUGAAACAGAGUACAUUGAAGAUGUGGUUGAAUAUAUUUCAAAAGAGUUGGAUAGCAAUUGUACAAGUGUUUCUGAAGAAUUGGUUGGAAUAGAUGAUCAAAAAAAGAUAAUUUUGGGGCUGAUUGAGCAAGAGCAUAGCCGUGUAAUAGGACUUUGGGGAAUGGGUGGUAUUGGCAAAACUACCCUUGCUGAUGUUGCGUAUAGUGAAAUCUGCCAAAAUUUUGAAAGCCACUUGUUUCUGCGAAAUGUUAGUGAGAAAAUAAAAAAUGUAGGGAAUGAAUCUUUACGAAAUGAACUUUUUUCCAAAUUAUUAAACCAAAAAGGAAUUUGUAUCAACAGCCCUUCCAUAGGACACCCUUACCAAGAGCGGUUGAACAAUAAAAAAGUACUUGUUGUCCUUGAUGAUGUUAGUAACCCAGAUCAAAUAGAAUUUAUGGGUGUUAAACAUUUUGGUCCAGAAAGUAAAAUCAUUGUAACAUCUAGAGAUAGACAGGUACUUAAAAAUGGAAGAGCUAACCACAUAUAUGAGGUGAAGAAGUUGAAUGAGAAUGAUUCUCUUCAACUUUUUUCUACACUUGCAUUUAACUUGUUGACUCCCGCAGCUGAUUUUCAAGAUCUAUCAUGCAAGUUUGCAGGAUAUGCCCAAGGUAAUCCACUUGCACUUAAAGUUUUGGGUUCUAAACUAUAUACAAAGUCUAGAAAAGAGUGGGAGAGCGAAGUGGAUAGUCUAAAGCAAUAUGCCGAGCCAAAAAUGUCACAUAUUUUGAAGAGUAGCUUAGAUGGGUUGCGUGAGCUAGAAAAGAAUAUAUUUCUUGACAUAGCAUGCUUCUUUAAAGGAGAAAAAAUGGAUACUGUAGAAAAAAUUCUAAGUAACUAUUAUAUGGAUGCAAUGAGUGGAAUAAGAAACUUAGUCGACAAGUGCUUACUUGAUAGCAUAGAUUGUUAUUCUAUGCACGACAUGCUUGAAGAGAUCGGCAAGGACAUUGUUCGCCAAGAAUGUAAAGAAGACCCGGGAAAGCGUAGCAGGUUAUGGUUUCCUGAAGACGUAGAUCAAGUGCUCAGAUAUAAUAAAUUGGUCAGCAUGAAGCCAACACUCGAUUCCAUACAGGCCAUGAAGACCAAGCAAAGCUGGAACAGAUGCAAGGGCUGCUGAUGCAAGCUCAUUUUGUUCAUUUUGUUAUAUUUAGUUGAUGAAAUGAGUGUUAGUUCAUUUCUAACUAAGUUAGCUUUCUGAUUGAUGUAAUUAGCUUAUGUAUGAGCUGUAAACACAGUUUUGUAUAAGUUUACAAGCUAAGAUUUCAAGUUUCUAUGUAAUUAGUGGAGGUAGGUAAUUACUUGUUGAUUUUGACAAGCCUUAUGCUUGAGUUAUGUACUGGCUUCAAGCCAUUGUUUUAUGUAUGAAUGAAAUCAGUUUUGUUCAUCAAUAUUCUCUCAAAUUUCCCCA